AUUCAUUGGUGCUGGUCAAUACAAACAGCGCUGAGGAAUGUGGACUCGUUCGUUGUUCAGUUUAGUUCAAUGGGAGGUUUUAAGAGUUCGAAUGCAGACACCGAAUAAAAGUGCUGCGUUUUGUGAGACUGGUUGUGAUUUCCAUAUCACAUGUUACUUUUUAAACAAGGUGUAAAGCAGUGAGUCAUACUCUAACGAAAAGACACUCAUUCAACUGGACUGCUGGUGGAUUUGAUAGAACAAAGACAAUGAUCCUGAUCAUCGUCCAAACAUGUCUGAGAGGGAUCUACAGUUGUCACUGGAACAGUCCUAGUAGUAUGCGACAAAAAACGGCAUGCUGCUGGUUCUCUUUUCUUUCUUUUGUGUCCAUACUUGCCCUGACUUGGAUGUACAUUUGUUUUAUUGCUUAUAACGACCACAGUGAUUUAAAUUGGACGGCCUUCAACACACUUAAAAAAUGGGUGAACUGGUACAUGAUAUUGUUGAUAAUUUCUGCUGUGCUAGCCACAUACUGCCUCCUCCUACUGGUAUUUGCAUUACUGCAUUUUGCACUCCGAGAACCAUUGGAUUUACACUGGCUGCAUAAGGUAUUCCUGUUCUUGGGUCUCCUCGUUGUCACUCUCGGCACAGCUGGAAUGAGCAAAGAAUGGAAAGAGGAGUGGAAAACUGUCUAUAUGUCAUUUCAGGCCACUGCUCCAUUCCUGCAGCUGAGUGCUCUGGCAGCUUUGACUCUUAUAAGCUGGCUUGUUUUCCAGAGUUACCUUAGAGCAAAAACAUCUGUUUGUAAGAUCUUCAUAAUGGUGACCUUCCUGGCAGUGUCAGCUGCUGUGUUUCUGUGCCCUCUUGUAAUCUGCUCUCCAUGCAUCACCAAUAAUCUCCCCCCAAAGCCUGCACUCGUUGGACAUCGUGGUGCUCCUAUGCUGGCUCCAGAGAACACCAUGAUGUCAUUCAGGAGAAGUGUGGAGUGUGAUGUGGUGGCAUUUGAGACAGAUGUACAGCUCAGUAAGGACAUGAAGCCUUUCCUCAUGCAUGACAAUAACUCAAAUUUUCUGCUAAGAACGACUGAUGUGAAAAACAGUUUUCCAGAUCGAGAUAACUACACGCACACCAACUUCACAUUGCAAGAGUUAAAGAUGUUAAAUGCAGGGGAAUGGUUCUUAAAGACAGAUCCAUUUUGGACAGUUUCAUCGCUUUCAGAGGAAGCGAAAUUGCAAGCUAAAGACCAGACUGUACCAACACUCUUAGAGCUGUUAGUCAUGGCCAAAGAGCAUAACACCUCCAUCAUAUUUGACCUGAAAAAUGAGAAAGACUCAACAGAAUUCUACAACAGCGACUCCUAUUAUACUUUUAAAACCAUCCAAAAAUCAGGCAUCUCACCAGACAAGAUAUGGUGGCUUCCUCCAUUGUAUAGACACAAUGUGAGCAAGAUUGAACCAGGGUUCCAGCAGGUGUAUAAUAAUGUAUCUGAAAUGGAUGCGGAUGGUGGAAGCUUCCUGAAUGUGAAAUAUAGUUCACUCAGCACUCAUAAUAUAAGAGAGCUUCGAGAAAAGAAUGUGUCAGUGAAUCUGUGGGUUGUGAAUGAACGCUGGCUCUUCUCAUUGCUGUGGUGCUCAGGGGCCAGUUCGGUGACCACCAAUGCCUGCCACCUCUUACAAAACAUGUCUCGACCUGACUGGCAUCUGAAGCCUAAUCAGUACAUGUGGAUAUGGAUCUCGGCUGACGUGAUAUCAGUGGUGAUGCUGUUAGGGUUGUUUCUUUUGCAAAAGAAAAGAAACCGUGUUUUCCACCAAAGUACAUGGGAGAGAAGUGUCCCCCUGCUUGCACUCUGAACGACGUCAUCCUUGUCACGAAAGAGGGCAUUGCAUUUUCACAUUUUGGAGGAUCUAAUGUGGUCAUUAUAAGUACAUCCUGUCAUAGUAAAUGUGCCAUGAAAUGAAUUCACGUAAUAUCUGUGGUUUAAUGUAGUUUGUAUAUGCCAGGUAUUGAUCAUUAUAAGACUUUAUACAAAUCAUGGACUCCAUAGUGGAACAAACUGUACGAUGCUGCCACCCCUUGACCAAACUAUGUCAUUUCAGCCAUUUUUUGUUUUUUAUUUUGAUAUUAACACAAUAAUUUUUAUAGUUUUAUGUUUGCUAAUGAGAUUUACACUUUCUGAAACACAUUUUUUAAGAGAUUUUAUAUGGCAUAUGUAGAUAUGUAUUUUUUUUUUAUACUUUACAUUUCUUUGUUUUUGGUAAUUACAGGGAAGCUACAUUUAGAAGGGUCAAUUACUUUAUGACUCCAUUGUUUUGUGUGUAUAUUUGGGGGGGGUAAUAACCAUGUUUUUUAUUUGAUUUCCUUCUGUAGCUAUUAGAAUUGAAGCUGUGUGCAUUUAUGGAAAAUUUUAUAAUGCAAUUUUGUGAAUUGCAUUAAAAAGGGAAUUAAACAAAGUAACAGUUUUCAUAGCUUACCACAAAUACAUUAUAGUACAUAGAUUAUUUUGACCUUAACACGUUUUAUGCAGUGGU
Messenger RNA from Xyrauchen texanus (razorback sucker), 2507 nucleotides. RefSeq names its product glycerophosphoinositol inositolphosphodiesterase GDPD2-like. Gene Ontology annotation, biological process: lipid metabolic process. The transcript is spliced from 15 exons. Lineage: Eukaryota; Metazoa; Chordata; Actinopteri; Cypriniformes; Catostomidae. Gene Ontology annotation, cellular component: membrane. The coding region runs from base 249 to 1829 and encodes 526 amino acids. Gene Ontology annotation, molecular function: glycerophosphodiester phosphodiesterase activity. The record is from RefSeq and is a predicted model, not a curated record.